UUUCGAAAGUUAGUAUUGUGGGAUUAGUCGCUCACUGAUUGACAUCGGAGUUGCGCUAAAACAAGUGCCCACUUUCAAGUUAAGAUGCUUCAACGCUUGGUUAAUAUUUUUGUCUACGUUUUGCUUGGCAUCACGCUGCAAGCAACUGUUGGUCUGACCUCAGACAUCAAUGAUCCAUACUUUGUUGCUGGAGUGGUGGAAUUUCGUCCCGAUUUUAUCGGGCUAACGACAGCUCAGCUAAUUGCCAAUCAUACAGCUGCAUACAAAGAAAUACUCGCAUCACCUGAGGCGCUCGAAACGGACAUUGUUGUCUUUCCCGAGGGCACACUGAACAAUGAUUUCCAGCCCACCUAUGUGCCAGCGGCAGAAGACGCUGUAAUACCAUGUCUGCUGGCCAACCAGAGUAGUCGCUAUGAAGACUUCUUGGUGGAGCUAUCCUGUGCAGCGCGAACGAACCGUAAAUAUUUGGUUAUCAAUUUAACGGAAAAGGAGAAUUGCGCUGACAAUGCAGCAUUCGAUCCGCGACCAUGCGCCACAAAUGGACUCAACAUUUACAACACGAAUGUGGUGUUCGAUCGCGAGGGGCGUGUCAUAUCACGCUAUCGCAAGGUGAAUAUCUAUGUGGAGCGAAAAAAUACCACUUAUCAGCCAGAGUAUGCCAUAUUCGAUACGGAUUUCGGUGUGCGAUUUGCGCAAUUCAUCUGCUUCGAUUUACUCUUCUACACGCCAGCCGAGGAGCUGGUGGUUAAGUAUGGCAUUAAGAAUGUCAUAUUCACCGCGAGUUUCAUCUCCGAGACGCCUUUUCUAACCGCCGUGCAGCUGCAACAAUCCUGGGCUUGGGGCAACAAUGUAACGGUACUUGCUGCUGGCUCUAGUUAUCCGCUCUCUGGUGCUACAGGCUCUGGCAUUUAUGCGGGUAGUAGUGGCAGCUUGACAGCAACAAUGGUCGGCAAUGUGGGUGUGCGCCAACUCCUGGUAGCAAAAGUGCCCAAAAACGAGCAAACAAGUAGUCGCCUUGAAGCUGUGAAUACGAGGCAAUUCGCUGCUGCAUCAACAGCGCCCCUAACCGGCUUAAGAUUGCUGCGUGAUCCACAACUGGACAAUUUCCAUUCACAGCUGCUUAACUUAACCGCCUCGUCUGUGAUCGCAUUGCAGCAGUGCGCCGAAGAUCUCUGCUGUACGCUGACAGCAGAGACUACAGCUAGUCAAAGCUCUUAUGGCAAUGGCAGCGCGGCUGGUGCUUAUCAAUACCGCUUUGGCGUCUUCACUGGUCAACGCUCUUACGAGAAGGAGCAAUACAGCACUGUAGCCAUUUGUGGAAUGUACGCCUGUACCGAUGACACCGUUGCCAGUUGUGGUCUUUUAUUCUCUGCAAAUACAACAAUACAGCCAGCGUUCGCUUUCAAGCGCCUAAAUAUUGCGGGUAGCUUUAAGAAGGCCGAACGCUUGCUGUUAAUGCCGAGCACUUUGAACUUGAACUUUUACUCGCUACAACCAGCGCAGGUAGCGUGGGAGGUUACUGAUAAAAGCAAAUCCUACGAGACUUCAAUUGAUUUAAAAGCUUCCGCAGACAAUCUGUUAACUUUUGGCAUCUAUGCAAACUACUAUGACAGCUCGGUGGCAUCGGGAUUGACUGGCUCCAUGUUGGUCCUGUUAUCAUGCUUACUGCUUUGGACUGGCACCUUUGCAAUUGAUUUUUUACAUAUAAGAUUGACUGACUGCUGAUUUUUCGUAGAAUUAAUUUAGCGGAAUUAAUGUAUGUCGGCGCAUUUAAUUGCAAAUAAAUUUCUGAUAUGGUUUGGAGUAAAUAUGUAUCUACAUAGGAACUUUUCGAAAACCAAAUGAUGUGAAUUAAAAAAAAAAUUAAUUAAAAAUAAUUAAAAUUAAAAUAAG
This is a messenger RNA of Rhagoletis zephyria (snowberry fruit fly), 1893 nucleotides long. RefSeq names its product vanin-like protein 3. The record is from RefSeq and is a predicted model, not a curated record. Lineage: Eukaryota; Metazoa; Arthropoda; Insecta; Diptera; Tephritidae.